Anolis carolinensis (green anole) is the source of this 7813-nucleotide messenger RNA. It is a transcript of the gene tsga10, whose product is annotated as testis specific 10. The transcript has 29 exons. NCBI's taxonomy places the organism in Eukaryota, Metazoa, Chordata, Lepidosauria, Squamata, Anolidae. The record is from RefSeq and is a predicted model, not a curated record. Bases 250 to 5841 code for a protein of 1863 amino acids.
CCCUUUUUCGCACAGGGGGUGGGGGCGGUCACGUGGCUCCGAGGUGCGCUUCUUAGGGUUGCUGCUUCCCGCCCAGGCGCGGCGGUUGAGGAAGAUGAGAGAGGAAGGAUUAUCGUCUUUAAACAGUUUCCAUCUGGCUUGGAGGGAAGGGGGAGGGAAAAGAGAAGGAGCGGGUCAGGCUGAGGAGGAAGGGUAGAGUGAGUGGCAGAAAGGAAAGAAGGCUGGCAGGACAGUGUUUCUGGAGCCGCCAUGACCUCCAGAAGAUGCCCUGGGCGCAGGAGGAAAAAAACAGAAUUUCAGCCCAAGAGAGUGACAACAAGAGAAGAGCUUGUGUUAAGAGAGCCAUUUUCUGAAAGUGAGAGAUCUUUAAAAUCAGAAGACAGCUCGAUCAGGAAAGACAAACUCAUCCAAAAACUGCAAUCAGAGAUUGAAUAUCUGAAAACAAAAAAUCUUGACUUGGAAAAGCAUGUUAAGCAACUGCUUGAUAGUAGCGUGGAAGCAACGACUCAGGUGGAUGAUUUGGCUUCUAAGAAUGAAUAUCUGCACAAAGAACUUGCUCAUGUGGACAAAGUAGCAGAACGGCUGGAAAAAGAGAAAGAAUUUGCAUUGGAAAGUGCUGACCAGGAAGUUUCAGAAGCUAAGUCUCAGAUUAAAUGUCAACAAAAUACUAUACGGAAGUUGGAACAUACAAUCAGCCUCCUUAGAACUGUUAUCUUGAACACUGGAAAAUCACAAGAGAGUUCUCCCUCAAAGCAUACAAAUUGUAUUAAGACAGUAGAAGAAGAACAAGAUCAUUAUAAAACUGAAGCUGAACAUUUGAAGAAAAUGCUCCGGAGCACAUCUUUAAGUCCUAAACGCAAGUCCUUUUGUUCUGCUUCAAAUAUUUCCUCCCCCGUUCAGAGAAAUCGUUCUGAUCCAGAAUUUCAGCACAUCUUGAAAGACUGUGAAGAAUAUAAGGCUAUGCUAGAAAAAUAUGAACGCCACGUUGCAGAAAUUCAGGGUAACAUCAAGGUUCUCACAGCAGAAAGAGACAAAGUGCUCUACCUUUAUGGCGAGGCACAGGAAGAAAUAAGUCAACUGCGAAGAGAAGCAAUCAGAAUCCCGAAAGCUUCUAAAACUGCAAUGACUACCCAGGCUAUUUUAAGACGAGUGGAAACAGAAAGGGAUACAGCUAUUUCUGAUUUCCGAAGGAUGGCCACAGAACGUGAUAGCUUAAGAGAGAGGUUAAAGAUUGCCCAGGACACAGCAUUUAAUGAGAAGGCUCACCUAGAACAGAGAAUUGAGGAGUUGCAGUUAAAUGUGCAGAGUCUUGAUCAAGAACGAUUAGAACAGAUAUCAAAGAUGUCUUUGAUGAAGGAGACUAUCGAGUCUGUGGAAAUGGAGAUGAAAAUAUUGGCAAGAAGAGCAAUGGAUUUUGAAAGUGAGCUAAACAGACAAAAAGCAGCAAAUGUUUCCUUGAGCAAAUUGAAUGAAAAAACAGAGCAUAGCCUUUCAGAGGCUCAAUGCCACCUUUCGAAGAAAAAGUACGAACUGCAACUAAUUCAAGAGAAAAUUAUGUGUCUAGAUGAAAAAAUUGAAAAACUUUCGAAAGAAAACCUUGCUCAACAUGAAGAUAUGUGUACACUCAAUGAAACAAUAACUGAACUGGAAUCAGAAAAAGAAUCUUUACAAGACCUUCUGGAAGAAAAAUCAGAGAAAAUUGCCACCCUUGAAGAAAGCUUGACUGUUAAAGAAAAGACCAUUUCAGAUUUGAAGUGCAUACUUUCUGAUAUGGAACAUUCAUCAACGAAUUCUACUGAAGCACUACGCAGAUAUGAACAGGAUAUUACUAGACUACAUGAGCUGCUUGAUGAUGCUAAUAAUGAACUUACUCAGAUUGGCAGAGAAAAAGAGGCUUCCGUUCAAGAAAAUGAAAGGCUACAGGAAGAACUGUAUGAUUUUAAACAGGAAAAUCAGAUUCUGCAUCAAAAACUCAAUAAAUGUCAAAAUGAACUUGAUGAUGUGAAGUUGAAAACUGAAGAUUGGCAUACUGAUAUUGCCAGACUGAAGAGCAUACUGAACACUAAAGAGAUAGAAUAUAAUGAUCUUUUGGAGAACUGCCAGAGGGCCAACGAACAGGCAGAAAAAUGGGAAACAAAAUUCCACCAAAUAGAAGCAGAUUACAAUUCUUUGCGAUGUGAACUUCUCAGUAUAGAGUCUGAGAGCGACAGAUUGAAAGAACGAACAGAGUCCCUUGAAACAGAGAUUGAGCAAUAUUUAGUAUCAGAAAAAGCCUACAAAUCACAGAUUUCUACUUUAGGCAAGUCUCUUGUGAAAAUGGAGGAGGAACUUCACAAAUCUCAAUUGGAAAAAGUUUCUAUACUCUCAGAUCUAACAUCUACGAGAGAACUGUGCAUUAAAUUGGACACCAGCAAAGAAUUAUUAACUCGGCAGCUAAAUAGUGCAACACAAGAAAUUGAAAAAUUUCAAAAUGAAUGGGAAACAUCUGAAUCAGAAAUAGAGCUUCUCAGAAAACAACUUGCUAAUGAAAGAAUCUCAAUUAAAAAUCUGGAAACAUUGGUAGCCUCCAACAGAGAAAAUGAAUUUCAAUCUCAGAUAAUAAACCAAGAAAAGAAUUCUGAAAUACAACUUCUUAAAGAACAGCUUUCUCAGGCCGAAAACAAAAUUGCUAUCCAGAGUCGAGAUUAUUCGCAGCUGAAAAACACAAUAACUCAACUAGAAUCUGAGCUAGAUAUUACCAAAAGACAGUUGAGCACUGAACGCUUUGAAAGGCAACGUGCAGUCCAAGAACUUCGGCGCCAAAGUCUUACAGCUUCAUACCACUUAUCAUCAACAAUAAAAUCGUCAUCGCCUGAACGUUGCCGGCAUUGGUCUCCUGAUAGGACUCUGGACAGAUCUUUGGAAGGUGACUCCCAUAUGAGUUCAGCAAGGACAAUGGAGACCAAAUUACAGGAACCCGAAGGAUUUGGCGAGGAAUAUUCAGGAAAGAAGAAGUCUAAAUUUAAAUCUAUCAAAAAGUUCUUUGGGAAGAGGAAAAGGAAGGAGACACUAUCAACUUCCGAAACUGGUAACCUGAAACCGUGUCAGUCUGCAAGCGAUGUCACAGCACCACAGGUCACCCAUAUGGAUUAUGAUUCUGAAGAUGAACUUGAGAUACACAGAAGCACAAUGGGAAGCAGAGCCCUGUCCCAUGACAGCAUUUUCAUUCCAGAACCUACACAAGAGCCUGUUGGGCCAGUUCGGGUGUUUUCACAGGAAAAUGUUUCAGAUCGAAUUAGGGCUUUGCAGUUGAAGCUCCAGCAAAAUUGGAAACCAGGUAUCCCAUAUCCAUCUGGAAUCCCUUCAAAGAGAGUGGAUGAUGCUGGGAUGAACUCAGAAGAUGAUGGAUUACCCAGAAGUCCACCAGAAACAUCUUUGCUACAUGAAAUCCUAAAUUCCAGCACAACAAAGUUUUCUGACUCUCACAAGCAUCUUAGCUCUUUGAGUUUAGCUGGAACAGGCAGCGAAGAAGAAGAACAGGUUAUAUCAAGUCCUCUGGGAUUUCAUUCUGCAGAAAGCCAUCUAUUUCCCCAGGAGCCAAAUUCUAAAAUUAUAACACUGAGAACAUCUGAUUGCAGUCUCUCGCCUCCUGCUGAUUUUGACACUCCACCUGAGUCCUCUUCUUGCUUGGAUAAUUCGGCCGCAAAGCACAAGCUUUUAGUAAAACCACGGAACCAGAGAUCUAGCAGAACAAGAAGACCGCCUUCGAGGAGCCUGUCAACAUCUCAGAAUGAGUUGAGCAGCACUCUUGAGCAAGAUGAAAAUGAAGGGAAAGAGAUGGUGCCUGAACAGAUCAGUGAAAGAGAAGAAUCAGCAGGGCCUCCAUCUGAGAUGACAUAUGGCCAGCCAUCUGAAAUAUCCAAGGACUUUCAUCAUAAAUUAACUCCCCAAGAUGGAAAUAUAUGCAUUCUGCCAUCCACUACUGAGUUGGAUUUACUGUUCAAUGAAAAUAAUCUAGAGGACUACCUAACUAUGCAGGAGUUACCACCAUUGCCUUCACCUUCUGUUUCUAAAGAAGAUACAGUUAUCCUGUAUCUUACUCCAAACCAAGAAAAAGAGCAAUCAGGGCCAGAAAAAGUGUCAUCUGGGGAUAUAAGUAGCAUGUCAGACAGUAUUUUACACCAAGAAAGUAAGCAGACUUAUGACACAUCAACAAAAAAUGACAUGCUGUUUGAUCAAAAUGUCAUAGUUCAAAAUGAAUUGAUCCCUUCUUUAGAUAGAACAGAAAAAACAGCUCUGAAAGAUCCUAAAUCGCUUUUGGAAGAAAUCUGUAGUAAAGGAACCACAAAGAGAUCUCCUUCAUUGACCAAUUAUGUCAGCGUUUCACCAAAAAAUACUUUCCACUCCACAUGUUUGCCCUGCCAUGAAGACAACAGUAUCAACAGAACAUCAUGUACAGUCUCAUCGCCACAGAUGGAGAGGCCUUCUUCUUUGACUCCAGACACAAUGAAACGAAUCCAGAAGGAACCUGAAUCUGAUAAAGAAACCGAUUGCAUGCCAAUAUCUGUCCGAUUAGUUUUGGGAGAGAAAGAGGAGAAAGAAGGCAGUGAACUCUACAGCUUAAGAAAAUUUUCUGUUUCAUCAGCACGAGGAAGGCCAAGGACUGGCAGCUUGAAUAUGAAGGAAACUUUAGAACGUGAGAAUCCCUUUGUCACAAAGAGCUUGCAGUUGAAAACAAAAAGCUCCUUAAAUAAUUAUGUGGAUAUGAAUUUACAUAUGGAUUGUUUUCAAGAAAAAACAAUAUGCACAAAGAAACAGGUACCCCAAUCUGAGCCACAAUUAGAAAUGGUUGAAGGAGCGACAGACAGAGUAGUGGCUAUUUCACAACCCCAGUCCGUAGAUUCAAAACCAGUGUUGAGUAAGCCUUCCUCUGGUCUUCCACAGCAAUCAAGUGUUGGCCAGACAUGUUGUGAAGACAAAAAUCCCUUUCAAGUCAAACUUAGAUCCACAUCUUUAUCGCUGAAACACAAGGAUGGCUUCCUACAGGAAUCAAAGGAGGCUAAAAGAUACAGCACAGAGUUCAGUUUAGAAAAAGAGGUACUGCCUGUGUCUUCACCAAAAGGUGAAAAAGCAGAGGUCAGGAAAACAUCAGAUGUAAAUAUCAAUCACUUCUCAAAUGAUGGACUUAAAAUGAAAUCAAAGGCCUCCGAACAGGGUACCACAAAGCCUCCAUUGCCAAGGAAGCCUGCUUUGCAACAUUUCAUCAUUAGUGGCACAAAUGCAGUCACCGAAAAGCAAGAAAAAUUAAGCAAAUAUCCUGAAUUAAAAAAUGAAGAGAAAGAUUCAGAGAAGAAGCAGAGUCCUGUUGAAGUGCACGAAAAAAGUGUACCAUCUCAUGGGAUUUUUGUCGAUGCUGAAAGAACGACUGAAACCCAAACCAUGCCAGCCUGGAUUUUUAUAGCAAAACAAAAGCAGAAGGCCAUGGAACAGGAGCUUAGCAAAGAAGAUAAACCAGUGAUUCAGGAAGAGAAGACAGAUUUGGAAAGGCAAAUUCAAGAGAAUGAGGGAGUGGAGGAAGCAGUGAGGCAACAGCCAGAUUUCACCCGGAGCACAUUUUCGCCUUUUCCACCAACUGUUUCCUCUGAAAAACAGAAGAAAGAGACAAAGUUGGAGAUACCGGAGUCUUUGCCGAAAACCAGCAUGCUGUCACAUCAUAGUCCUGUUCAGUUUUCGCUGGUGCCAACUGAAAAAGAAGACAUAAAACCACUAAAGAAAAUCAGUCAUUCAGAUCAACCCUCCUGGAUGGAACUUGCAAAAAAGAAAUCUCAAGCUUGGAGUGAUAUGCCACAGAGGAUAAAGUAAAGCAAGCACUUUCUACCAGUUGUUAAUGCUAUUUAAGAAAUUUUAUCAGACUAUGUUAACUGAAUGGCUCUAGAUCAGUCAUUAAAUCUAUGGCAUGUGAAAUAUGUCAUGCAUUCAAGAAAUGUAUAUGAAAUGCUGGUUAUACAUUUGUGUGUUUAUCCUGCUAUAACAAAAAGGACAGUGCUCAAAAACUGCUUCAGAUAUCUACUCAUGUCUUUGAGAAAAGUACUUGAUGUAGUGCAUAUCUUGUAUUUUCUUGAUUUCCUCUUUCCUGCAAUAUGGUUAACCAUAAAAAAAACAUUCUUAGAAAAGUUUGUUUCUAAAUUUUAGUUGAGCAAUUUUUUUAUCCUGUUAAUUAUUUUCCAUUCCCAUUUUGGAACUAGUGUAUAUAUCUGAAUGUAGCAAGAAUUCCCCCACCAAAACGCAUAUGCAAAACAAAGUGCCCUUAUGGUUGUGGAGCUUGUGGAAAACGAAAAGCUGGUAGUGCUUUUUGCUAUUGAAGGUAGGGAUAGAGAUGGAGUGAUUAGACUGCCAUUGACUGUUGUGGCCUAUUCAGUCACCACUCCUAUUCCCCUUCUCCCCAUAUAAACGUCAACACACAAGAGGCUCAAAAGUAGACAAGAAGCUUUUAUGCAGUUCUUCUACUGCCCCUUCACUACAUUAAUAAAGAAAAGCGACUUGCACUGGAAAACACCCCAUUCACUUGGACUGUAUCACAGGGAUAUUCAGUUAUGUUUGGUUCCCUUCUAAAUUAUACAAUGAGGGUUGGAGGUGGGGACACUCUCUUAAUCUAGCAGUACCAUCUGAACACCCUCAUGAUGUAUAAUCUUAUGAGUUGACAAUUUCCUCUGUAUCCAUGCCAAGAAUUAGAAUACCAAUUAGGAUGAGGGUUUUGUUUAGCCAUGCCCUUUUCUAAUUUAUAAACUUGGGUUCAUGCUGACCUCCUUUUAUGCUGGGAAACUUGUCAACAUCCAUAAUACAGAAGGACAGUCUUAAUAGCCUGCCAGCAGUUAUACCCAGUUAUAAAGAUUGUCAUUCGUCCAAUUUCAUGGAUAUAAUAUCGCAGCAGAAAUUAGAGAGAAAAUUGGUUGGCAUUGCUUUCUUCCCUAAGUGCACCGCUGGGGCUGUCAGAGUCCAUAAAUAAAUACAUUUUGACUGCGUUCAGGGUCAAAUGGAACAGACAAAUUCAUUUCCUGUAAAGGCAAAAAGGAAAGAAGUGGGCAUUUAUCGGCUUCCUAUAUCCAAGUUUAAAAAGAGACUCUUGCAGGUUUUUAUCUGACAGAGAAAGAAGUGUCAUGUUGUUCACCUUCAGUAUACAUUGAAGGACUUGGCAAAAGUGGUCACGUUGGCCCUCAUGGGGAGAAAAGAUCCAGAAUCAUUAAUAUGAGGGCAAUAACUAUUAAUUUAACCAAAGUGUUGCACAAUAGUCUACAAACCUUUAAAAUAUCCAGAAUUUUACAUCAAGCAAGGUGGUAAAGAGGUAAAGGGGCAGGAGGAGUCAGCAGAUGUGGAAACCAUGGAGUCUCCUUUUGGUUUCAGUUUUAGGAUGAAAAAUGGGAAGAGAUAGUAGUAGAUACAUACUGACUCUUAUAUGGAGUAAAGCACAAAACUAAUUUUGGACUUACCACACCUCUGAUUCUAAAUAGAUCUAUAUUAUGUAUAUUUCAAUGUGCUUUAUGGUUUUAAAACAAUAUUAUAAAUGCUUUCUAGAUGUCAUACUUGUACCAUUGCUAUUUUGCUUCAUAUAAUGUUAUCUUAUUUUAUCCUAGCUUCCAUCUCUUUAAUCCUGCACAGGAAAGUCAUGUUUACUUGGUAAUAAAUCCUACGAGGUUAAAUAGAGCACAUUACCUGAUCUCUCAUAGUUGUGUUUAGGUAUGAAGUUUUAACUGUCUCUACUAAAUUAUUUUCAGUGUUGUAGCUAUGUACUGUAUAAGGAAUUGUAAUAAACCAUCUAAGUCUAGAAUUCCUUGCA